AUGAGGAAAGCCUUGAACAGGAUACACAGGAAAUUUCGGGCGAUGAAGGAGCUGAUGGCGAUGAAGGAGGUGAUGGAGGUGGUGGAGGUGAUGGCGGUGAAGGGGGUGAUGGGGGUGAGGGAGGUAGUCCCUGCAAACGAGGUGGAACCAAGAGAGGGCGUCCAAGAGGAUCCGGACGGGCUAGUCAAGGAAGGGCUGCUCGGGGAGGUGACGGCGAUGAAGGACGUGACGGCGGUGAAGGAGGUAGUAACUGUCAACGAGGUGGAGCCAAGAGAGGGCGUCCAAGAGGAUCCGCACGGGCUAUCCAAGGAAGGGCUACUCGAGGAGGUGGUGGUCGAGGAGGAGGUGGUCGAGGAGGAGGUGGUCGAGGAGGAGGUGGUCGAGGAGGAGGUGGUCGAGGAGGUCGAGGAGGGGGUGGUCGAGGAGCCGCUGGUCGAGGAGGGGUAG
This is a messenger RNA of Clonostachys rhizophaga, 447 nucleotides long. Lineage: Eukaryota; Fungi; Ascomycota; Sordariomycetes; Hypocreales; Bionectriaceae. The record is from the annotation of a GenBank genome assembly.